GGCUUGCACUGCCCUGAUGGCUCCCGACCCCAGCAGACGCUUCUGCCUGCUCCUGCUGCUGCUGCUGCUGCUCUCCUGCUGCCUUGUGCCUACCAGCGCUGAUGGGAAUUCCCUGAAUCCCCUGGAGUGGUUCUGGCCUGCCAAGACCACUGAUUCCUUGGAAGCCCGGGUCUCUCAACCCCAGAUCAGUCCACCUGUGCAGUCCCCAGAGAACCCCACCACGCACGUGGUCCCUCAGGAUGGCCUCACAGAACAACAGACGACUUCUGCCAACCCCAAGCUGUCCCCGGAGGAGGAUCGGGAAGCUGGCCAGGGUGGCACCCCUGCAAGCCCUGUUGUCCCCAUUCCCCUGGUGGCCCCCGCCGCGAGCCCAGACACGAAGGAGGAGAAUGUGGCCGGCGUUGGAGCCAAGAUUCUGAAUGUGGCUCAGGGCAUUCGGAGCUUUGUCCAGCUGUGGGAUGAGGACUCCACUACAGAGCACUCUCCUGGGAUUGAGGCUUCAGAUUCCCCAGUCCCUACGGUCCUCCCCGCUCUUGCUGAGCCCUCUAGUGCUCCCCAGGGGAGUGAGACCACUCUCUUGCUAAGCAGUGGCGUCCCAAGUUCUCCAGAUGCUCAGACAACCGAGGCUGGCACGCUGGCUGUGCCCACCCAGCCGACUCCCUUCCAGAGCAGCCUCCAAGCACCACUGGGAAGACCCUCAGUACCACCACCAUCCCCAGGUAGAGCGUUUCUCUCUUCUGCACGGAUCAGGGCUCCUCCCUGGGGGAGCCAAGAGCCCCUCAGGCAGCCACAGCAUCUGGAAGGGAAAGGACUCUUGCCUAUGGCAACCAGGUCCAGCCGGCAGCACAGACACUCUGAUACCCACGGGCACAUACCUCUUCUUCCCCUGGUGACGGGUCCUCUGGUGACGGCUUCUCUGAGUGUGCACGGUUUACUCUCUGUUCCUUCCUCUGACCCUUCAGUCCAACUCUCUCAAGUAGCAGCUUUACCUGGGUUCCCUGGUGCUUGGGUUUCCCACGUGGCUCCCUCUUCGGGGUCUGAGCUCUCUAAUGACUCUGCACUGGUGGGAAAUGACUCUCUGACCUCUCCCAGCCGGUGCCUGCCUCUGCCACCCACUUUGGCCGUCUGCAGCCACUUAGGUAUCGGACACUUUUGGCUGCCUAACCAUCUUCGUCAUGCAGACAGCGCGGAGGUGGAGGCCACCGCACGGGCUUGGGGUCACCUCCUCCAUACAAACUGCCACCCCUUCCUUUCCUGGUUCUUCUGUCUGCUGUUGGCUCCCUCGUGUGGCCCAGGCCCACCACCUGCCUUGCCACCCUGCCGGCAGUUCUGUGAGGCCCUGGAGGACGCGUGUUGGAACUACCUAGCCGGGGACAGGCUGCCUGUCGUCUGCGCCUCUCUCCCUUCUCAGGAGGAUGGGUACUGUGUGUUCAUUGGGCCAGCUGCAGAGAAUGUUGCUGAAGAGGUGGGGCUCCUGCAGCUCCUCGGAGACCCCCUACCCCAGAAGAUCUCCCAAGUCGAAGACCCUCAUGUUGGGCUGGCCUACGUCUUUGGACCAUACUCCGAAAGUAGUCAGAUGGCCCAGUAUCACUUCCCCAAACUCUUCUUCCGGGACUUUUCGUUGCUGUUCGAAGUCCGGCCAGCCACAGAGGCCGCAGGGGUGCUGUUUGCUAUCACAGAUGCCGCCCAGGUGGUGGUCUCGCUAGGCGUGAAGCUCUCAGAGGUCCGAGAUGGACAACAGAACAUCUCAUUGCUCUACACGGAGCCCGGGGCCAGCCAGACCCAGACGGGAGCCAGCUUCCGCCUACCUGCGUUUGUUGGCCAGUGGACACACUUCGCGCUCAGCGUGGAUGGAGGCUCCGUGGCUCUCUACAUAGACUGCGAAGAGUUCCAGAGAGUGCCGUUCGCUCGGUCCCCACACGGUCUGGAGCUAGAGCGUGGCGCUGGCCUCUUUGUGGGUCAGGCUGGAGCAGCGGACCCUGACAAGUUCCAGGGAAUGAUCUCAGAGCUGAGAGUACGCAAACCCCCCCGGGUGAGCCCUGUGCACUGCCUGGAUGAAGAUGAAGAUGAUGAUGACCAGGCAUCUGGAGAUUUUGGAAGUGGCCUUGAAGAAAGCAGCAAGUUACACAGGCAGGAUACAUAUCUACGACCCGGGCUCCCCCAGCCACCUCCUGUCACUUCCCCGCCCUUGGCUGGAGGCAGUGCCACCGGAGAUUCUAGGACAGAAGAAAAGGAGGAAGAAGCCGCGGUAGAUUCUAUAGGAGCUGAGAACCUUCCUGUCACAGAUUCAAGCGGUGUGUGGGACGGGGAUGUCCAUAACCCUGGAGGUGGCUUGAUAAAGGGAGGUCUCAAAGGACAAAAGGGAGAGCCAGGUGCUCAAGGUCCACCUGGCCCAGCUGGGCCCCAGGGUCCUGCCGGUCCAGCGGUACAGAGCCCCAGCUCACAACCUGUCCCUGGAGCACAAGGACCCCCGGGACCUCAGGGGCCACCAGGGAAGGAUGGCAUUCCAGGAAGGGAUGGUGAACCAGGCGACCCUGGUGAAGACGGGAGGCCGGGUGACACUGGACCUCAAGGCUUCCCGGGGACCCCAGGAGAUGUGGGCCCUAAGGGUGAGAAGGGAGAUCCUGGUGUUGGGCCUCGAGGACCUCCAGGACCUCCGGGACCACCAGGACCCUCCUUCAGACAGGACAAGCUGACCUUCAUUGACAUGGAGGGAUCUGGUGGUUUCAGCGGAGACCUAGAGAGCCUCAGAGGCCCACGAGGCUUCCCUGGUCCCCCAGGUCCCCCUGGUGUUCCAGGACUGCCUGGUGAACCAGGGCGCUUUGGGGUCAACAGUUCGUACGCACCAGGACCUGCAGGCCUUCCUGGUGUGCCUGGGAAGGAAGGGCCUCCUGGUUUUCCUGGUCCCCCGGGACCUCCAGGCAAAGAGGGCCCACCAGGAGUGGCCGGCCAGAAAGGCAGUGUUGGCGAUGCGGGCAGCCCAGGACCCAAGGGGAGCAAAGGAGACCUUGGGCCCAUCGGUAUGCCUGGAAAGUCUGGCUUGCCUGGACUCCCUGGGCCAGUUGGACCCCCAGGACCUCCAGGGCCUCCAGGGCCACCAGGACCAGGAUCUGCUGCUGGAUUUGAUGACAUGGAAGGUUCUGGAAUACCUCUCUGGUCAACAGCCCGAAGCUCCGGUGGGCUGCAGGGACCUCCGGGCUUGCCGGGAAUCAAGGGGGAUCCUGGAGUGACUGGGCCACCUGGGGCCAAGGGAGAAGUCGGAGCAGACGGAGUCCAGGGCAUCCCUGGUCUCCCAGGAAGAGAGGGUGUAGCUGGACCCCCGGGACCCAAAGGAGAGAAAGGGACCCAGGGAGAAAAGGGAAACCCAGGAAAAGAUGGAGUGGGCCGGCCAGGCCUCCCUGGCCCUCCAGGCCCCCCAGGGCCUGUGAUCUAUGUAUCAAAUGAGGAUAGAGCUGUAGUGAGCACACCGGGACCUGAGGGCAAGCCAGGGUACGCAGGCUUUCCUGGACCUGCUGGACCGAAGGGUGACCUGGGUUCCAAAGGCGAGCGGGGUCUUCCAGGGCCCAAGGGUGAGAAGGGAGAACCAGGCAGUAUCUUUAGCCCUGAUGGCAGAGCCCUGGGCCAGGCCCAGAAGGGAGCCAAGGGAGAACCAGGCUUCCGAGGACCCCCGGGUCCUUACGGACGGCCUGGGUACAAGGGUGAAAUUGGCUUCCCUGGACGGCCGGGUCGUCCCGGAACAAAUGGCUUAAAGGGAGAGAAAGGGGAGCCUGGAGAAGCCAGCCUUGGGUCCAGCAUGAGGGGACUGCCUGGCCCCCCUGGGCCUCCAGGCCCCCCAGGUCCUCCCGGAGUGCCCGUCUAUGACAGCAAUGCAUUUGCGGAGUCUGGCCGACCUGGACUACCAGGACAGCAAGGUGUGCAGGGGCCUCCAGGACCAAAGGGUGACAAAGGAGAGGUGGGCCCACCCGGGCCACCAGGGCAGUUCCCCCUUGACCUCUUCCACCUGGAAGCCGAAAUGAAGGGGGACAAGGGAGACCGAGGGGAUGCCGGACGGAAGGGAGAGAGGGGAGAGCCUGGGGCUCCUGGUGGUGGAUUCUUCAGCUCAAGUGUACCUGGGCCACCUGGUCCCCCUGGCCCUCCUGGAUACCCUGGGAUUCCGGGUCCAAAAGGAGAGAGCAUUCGGGGUCCGCCUGGCCCUCCUGGCCCGCAGGGACCUCCUGGCAUUGGCUAUGAGGGGCGCCAGGGGCCCCCAGGACCUCCGGGACCUCCAGGACCUCCCUCAUUCCCUGGCCCUCAUAGACAGACUGUCAGUGUUCCUGGUCCUCCAGGCCCACCUGGCCCCCCAGGUCCCCCAGGAGCCAUGGGUGCCUCUGCUGGGCAGGUAAGGAUCUGGGCUACCUACCAGACCAUGUUGGACAAGAUACGUGAGGUGCCGGAGGGCUGGCUUAUCUUUGUGGCCGAGAGGGAAGAGCUCUACGUACGGGUUAGAAAUGGCUUCCGGAAGGUGCUGCUGGAGGCCCGGACAGCCCUCCCGCACGGGACGGACAACGAGGUAGCUGCCUUGCAACCUCCAUUGGUACAGCUUCAUGAGGGCAGUCCAUAUACCCGGAGGGAGCACUCCUAUUCCACGGCACGACCCUGGCGAGCAGAUGACAUCUUGGCCAACCCACCACGUCUGCCGGACCGCCAGCCUUACCCGGGAGUUCCACACCACCACCACCACCACCACCACCACCACAGUUCUCAUGAACACCGGCCGCCAGCCCACCCCUCCCCCUCACCUGCCCAUACUCACCAGGACUUUCAUCCAAUGCUCCACCUGGUGGCACUGAACACCCCUCUGUCUGGAGGCAUGCGUGGUAUCCGUGGGGCUGACUUCCAGUGCUUCCAGCAAGCCCGAGCCGUGGGGCUGUCUGGCACCUUUCGGGCCUUCCUGUCCUCUAGGCUGCAGGACCUCUACAGCAUCGUACGUCGUGCUGACCGCAGCUUUGUGCCCAUCGUCAACCUCAAGGAUGAGGUACUAUCUCCCAGCUGGGACACCCUGUUCUCUGGCUCCCAGGGUCAACUGAACUCUGGGGCCCGCAUCUUUUCUUUCGACGGCAGAGAUGUCCUGAGACACCCAGCCUGGCCACAGAAGAGCGUAUGGCAUGGCUCAGACCCCAGUGGGCGCAGGCUGAUGGAGAGCUACUGUGAGACGUGGAGGACUGAAGCUACUGGGGUUACAGGUCAGGCCUCUUCCCUGCUGUCGGGCAGGCUCCUGGAACAGAAGGCCGAGAGCUGCCACAACAACUACAUCGUCCUGUGCAUUGAGAAUAGCUUCAUGACCUCUUUCUCCAAAUAGGGCCUCUGCCAGCUAAGAGGGCGGACAGAGGCGAUGCAGAACUUUGACACGGUGCAGGGAGCAUCCAGCCAGCACCCAGGGUCUGGCUAGGAUACGACCCUGUGUAGUUCACAUUUUAUGUAAUCGUCAAGAAAUAAAAGGAAGCCAAAGAGUAUAUUUUUUUAAACAUUUACAGUAGACUUCCUGCCCUUCCUCUCCUACUUGAACUGGCUAGCCUGUCACGGUUCCUUUUUCCUCCAAGCUUGGCGGGACCAUAGCUGGACCAUAGCUGGGUCUCGGCAGAAGGCUGAUGACCUAGAGUUGCUGCCUAAGACCUGCAGACUUUGCUCUAGCCUGGCGUCUUUCUGUGCAGACCCUUCACAGAGCAGUCACACGCACGUGCUGGGGAGAGCACAGGGUAGUUCAGGCUCCCCUCUCACCGUCCAGUGGCUGUGGCCAGUUGUACAGGCGGGCACCUGCUCAUCCAUGUGGUAACUGGCUCUCCUCAUGCUUGAGGAGAGGGACCCAACUCUCCCGACUCCCCCACUCUCCUGCAGCCACACUUCCUGCCAGAGCAGGUUUCCAAGUUCACAGUGACCCCCAUAUCUGACCCCAUUUCCUGUCACCGUGGACAGAGACCAGGAAUGUGGCCAGACUCAGCCUGGGUGCUCAUUUUUUUUUUCUGAGGGCCAUACACGACAUGGGGCUUGUCACUCAGAGUGGCUUCUCUGGUGACUCCUGAGAUCCCAUCCAGAGCAGAACCCAACCCCAGCCAAGCCCAAGAAGAGCCUGGGUCUGGCAGUCCCUUGUCCUCGCUCUUCAGUCUGAAGUCCGCAAAUCUCUCAGCAGCCACGCAAGGCACUUGUCCUGUGGAGGGACUUGUGUGCUCAGGGCCACAAAUGGUCGAUCAAAGCCACUGUGCCUGCCUCGGGCUCUGCCGUCCAAGGAUUGGGACAAUCCAGUGGGGCUGGUUCUGUGACAAUGUGUGAUCUGAAGCCAUUUCAAAGAGGCACCAAAUAAAAAUGACCUUUUAUACAGA
Molecule: messenger RNA, 6356 nt
Organism: Rattus rattus (black rat)
Lineage: Eukaryota; Metazoa; Chordata; Mammalia; Rodentia; Muridae
Gene: Col18a1
Product: collagen type XVIII alpha 1 chain
Exons: 41
Coding region: 17-5338 (1773 amino acids)
Molecular function (GO): protein binding
Source: RefSeq, a predicted model, not a curated record